Macroventuria anomochaeta is the source of this 730-nucleotide messenger RNA. RefSeq names its product trimeric LpxA-like protein. The transcript has 3 exons. The record is from RefSeq and is a predicted model, not a curated record. Lineage: Eukaryota; Fungi; Ascomycota; Dothideomycetes; Pleosporales; Didymellaceae. The coding region runs from base 86 to 730 and encodes 214 amino acids.
CAACAACAUCGAAUCGCUAAAUCUGCGAAACGCAGCAGAAUCAAUCUUAUAGGGUGCCAGCGCGUGUAUAGACUUCACAAACACAAUGUCACGACCUGCUGCAAGGAAGGCAGCGCCGAAAGGCGAGUACAUCGAGACAGACUCAGGAAACAAAGUCUCCCGGCGCGCCGCCAUAACCGGAACCGCCAACAUCACUCUCGGCGGACGCACCGUCAUAAUGGCCGACGUCCAGCUGCGAGGCGAUUUACAUCCCACAAGAUCCGCACCCUCACAAUCUGGACGCGAAACAACACCUAUCAGUAUCAACAUCGGCCGAUGUACAGUCAUCUCGACAGGCAGCGUGAUCAAGCCCCCAGCGAGGAUAAGUAGAGGGCAGGUGCAUUACUAUCCCAUGAAGAUCGGGGAUAAUGUGUUUGUCGGACCAAACAGCACCAUAUCCGCCAUCUCCAUCUCAUCACACGUCCACAUCGGCGCCAAUGUUACUAUCCAACCCUUCGCCAUCAUUAAAGAAAACGUCAAAAUUUUGCCUCACGCCGUGGUGCCCACGAACAUGGUCAUUGCUUCUGGGUCGGUAGUGGGUGGGCAGCCUGCACGUAUUGUUGGCGAGGUGGGAGAGGGCUGGGGUGCUGGUGGGGGAGGAGCCGGAGGUGGACUGGGCGUUGGUGGUGGUGGAGAGGAGAAGUGGGUUGAGGGUGGUGACCUGAGGGAGUUGGUGAGGAGUAUCAAAUAA